Messenger RNA from Patiria miniata (bat star), 1921 nucleotides. RefSeq lists its product as uncharacterized. NCBI's taxonomy places the organism in Eukaryota, Metazoa, Echinodermata, Asteroidea, Valvatida, Asterinidae. The record is from RefSeq and is a predicted model, not a curated record.
UUACCCUGUUGGUUCACCAGGGAGUAGCAUCUGGGCUUAUACACCAGGGAGCAGCGGUGACUGGAUCCCAAGUAGCAACUUAGAGGACAUACCAGGCACAGCAGCUAACAGGAUGCCUAACUUCCCCCAUCAAGACACUGUCAAGAGAGGAUGGCUUCCAAAUGAACAAACACCUGUCAGCCGGUUUGGUGAGCAACAUGAGCCAAUGUCUGGCAUGCAUCAUAACAUGGCCAUGGGAGAUGGGGGAGGGGUGACAGCUCAUGGAAUGGCAGGAACGGUCUGGAACCCUGUAGCCACCAUGCAACUUCAUGGCACCAAUCCAAAGGUUUGGGGAGCAUCACGGAGCCAGUCAGUCAUGUGACAUGAGAACACCUCUCCAUCCAUUCCUAUAGAGGGCGCUGUUCGUCACAGCUGCAGCAUCCACAAGAGAUAGUUAAGUUAAUUAAUUUUUCUUAGAUGGUCAACAGCCAUAGAGGGCGCCAUGAUGCUAUCUGGUUUGUUCACAGACAUAUAAACACAUAGACCGCCAGUCGUACGCGUGAAACCGUGAUUUAAUAAUUGAGCAAAAUGUUUGUUGACAGCGCGCAUAACUGCGAUGCCACUCAAUGCGCCAACGCGCUUAGUACAGUACAUACAUUUAAAUACAGUUCAUAAAUUAUUUUGGUAAAGGCUGUAUUACUCAAAAGUUGCUUGAAAAUGUUGGGUACUGUAUUGUUUUUUAAUCUACGGAAAUCAUAUUUAGUUCACAAGGGAUUGGUUUACAAUCAAAAACUUUACAAUUUUUUUUUUACAUGUUUGACUGGAAUUCGUCAACUGUGUGUAAAAACCCUAUAUACCGAGAGGUGAAUUUGCCCAUAGUUUUGAUUUUAGUCGGGCGCUAGGCAAAUCACGAAAUGCUCAUGUAGUUUUGAAUAGGACCUGGCGGUCUAUGCAGUUAUGUCUGUGGGUUUGUUGCCUUACCAACCAAAAAAUUUGCUGACAGCAUAAUUCAGAGAAAAAGAAUGAAAAUGAAAUAAUUAGGCCUUGGAAUAAAAAAAAUUGUAUGAAUUCUGUGGAAUUGAAGAUGAUUGUAAACUGCGAGUAGUUUGUAUUUAACUUUAUUUAUGUUAGGCCAAAAAAAAAAAUAGUCGGUCUCUGGUCAGUGCGCGCGUCGAUUUUAAUCAUGCGCAUCAAUCUUUUUUAUUUCCAAAAUGUUCCGCGGUAGCUCCAACAGCACCCUCUAUUGCCGCACCUCCUCAAAUGUUUUUACCAAAGAGCAUCAAGGAAUGGGAAAUUGCACCAAGGCAAAUAAUCGAGGGCAUCAAGGCAAAUUAUGCAGGACACCAAUGUACAUGAGGACACCAAAAAAAGUACCCCACCUUGUCUGUAUAAUCAAAGCUUGAAAAAAACAAACAAACAAAGCUGCGUCGCCGCAUCAAUUCCAGAACUUUGGUCUGACAAGAGACUGAGUAUUGUUUUUUUUGGCCUUACUGUAAAGCAAUUGAAAAAUCCUUUGCUUCUUUGUUGGCUGAAUGUUGUAUGUAAAAAAGAUGAUAGGCUACUAAUGUUAAAUUUGAAGUUAAUUGAAACCAAUCUUGGAAACUGUCAGUUGAAGAGAUGUUUUGUUGACAAGUACAUGUCAACAUUAAAGCUCAGUGAACCUGGGUGACCUUUGACCUCUGUUGUCUCAAUAGUAGUUUAUCAGUUAAAAUGUCCAUUCCAUAGAGCUGUAGUAAAUUAUGAGAGCGUUUACUCCUCAUUCCCUUGCACACUUCAAAGUUGUCUGAGCUCAACACAGUGCUUGAAGAAUGUACAUGUAGCGAGAUCAAUGUGCAAGUCACGUCGCCAAUAUGACAUCAAUUCUUUUGAGUUUUGUGCGCUUAAUGUGUUGCCAAAAUGUUACAGAUACAUGGCUGAGCAGGCACGUGAUCUACAGUGAAAA